Molecule: messenger RNA, 1561 nt
Organism: Ornithorhynchus anatinus (platypus)
Lineage: Eukaryota; Metazoa; Chordata; Mammalia; Monotremata; Ornithorhynchidae
Gene: ERMN
Product: ermin
Exons: 4
Coding region: 224-1114 (296 amino acids)
Biological process (GO): morphogenesis of a branching structure; regulation of cell shape; regulation of cell projection organization
Cellular component (GO): neuronal cell body; extracellular exosome; filopodium
Molecular function (GO): actin filament binding
Source: RefSeq, a predicted model, not a curated record
UGCUUCAGUUUGUUUAUGUAAAUGAAAACGGUCCAUUUAAUUAUGCAAGUGUAAGAUGCUGAGCAACGAAAAAGGCGAAACUUGUUGAGUAACGAAGAGAGAAUAGUGGGCCUUCUUCCAUUCCUGAAGCUGGGACCAGAACAUCAGGACUUUAAGGGAGAAAAGGUAACGGACAAGAAGUUUCUUUCUCCUCACCAACUAAUAGUUGGGCCUGUUUGUAAUCAUGACGGAAGUUCCAGGGUCAACCACUGUAACUGAAUGCAAUGGAGAUAUGUUUUCUGAAAAAGCUCAACUCGCAGGCACUGAAAUUAGUGAAGGAAUGACCAAGUCUUUUGACACUGUUCGAAGUGAUUCUGCAGACACCACUGAUGCACCACUCUCAAAAAGAAAUCAGGAAGAAUGCAAAAAUCCCCAGGGAAAACUGCUAUGUAGAGAUCUAUCUUUGUCUUUGGAUGGAGAACAGCAGUUAGAAGGAGAAACAGAAGAAAUUGUCUCCACUGUCCAAGAGGGAACAGCAAAUAUCUCCCUGCAGGAAGCAAGAGCUGAUGAAGUAACAUCAGGGGCAGGGCUACAGGUGGCCAAGAAUCCAUUCAGCAGUAAUGACCAGGAAAUAACCUGUGAAGAAGAGAGGAGUAUGGUGAAACUUCAAGGAGGAAGAGUUAGAGGAGGAAGAAAAACCGAGAUCUCCCAGGCAGAAGAAGUCGAAGAAGAUCUGGAGCGGCAGACGUCUCAGAAACGCAGCCAAGCUGGAAGUGAGCCUCAACUGACUGGGGAAGUGGAGGAUGAAGAGCGAGAGAAAGAUCACGAUGAUGAUGACGUUAGCGGUGAUGAUGGUGACGAAGACGUCGACGAAGUUAGGUUGAUAGAACUUAAGAAAGAAAAUGGAGAGGAUUCUUGCUUCAAGAUGGAAGAAAAUGGCAGCGAUAGCAGCCCUCCAAGCAGUCCAAGUUUGAGUUCCCAGCCUGCAACGCCUGAAGAGCAGCCAGGCUCAGGGAAGAAAAGUGACAUCUCCAGGCAUAGCUACUCGAGGUAUAACACAAUAUCCUAUCGGAAAAUCAGAAAAGGAAACACGAAACAAAGAAUUGACGAGUUUGAGUCCAUGAUGCACUUAUAAACUGGUGUGAUGAUUCAUUCAAUCGUAUUUAUUGAGCGCUUACUGUGUGCAGAGCACUGUACUAAGCACUAGGCAUGACCAAUGAAAUUAGAGAUCAUUUUAUUUCCCAGACAUAUCUUUUCAUAGCAUUCUUUAAUCAUCUCAUUCUUUAAUAUAUAAUUUCAUAACACUCUUUGAAAGACUAGCCUUAACACUUGCUAUAAAAUCAUUUGGAAGCAGCUAUAGGAGAAAAAUCGACUUCGGUAAACUUAAAUCAAGUUUAUACUAAACUUACUCUUUGGCUCUCAAUUUUGUAACAAGAUUCAGAAAAUGGAAAAUGUUACUAAUGGAUUAUGCAGAGUAUUCAACGAUCAAUACCGUCAAUGGGUCUGGUAGUGCUCUGGCAGUGUAAACUGGUAAAUUUAGUCAGUCUAGUAACCCAAUAAAGGAAACUGCUCUGCACAAUGA